Molecule: messenger RNA, 1678 nt
Organism: Zea mays
Lineage: Eukaryota; Viridiplantae; Streptophyta; Magnoliopsida; Poales; Poaceae
Exons: 9
Coding region: 606-1472 (288 amino acids)
Source: RefSeq, a predicted model, not a curated record
GAUCUUGGUUGCAUCUGUUUAUUGGCUAGGUAUUUCACCCUCAUCCUUGCAUCUGCUUCAAGGUUGCAUCUGUUUAUUUCAGGUAGGAUGCUCUCGCAUGAACUUGUGAACAACAUUCUUGGAGUGACUGAGUAAGCUUGGCGAACUUCCCUGACCAAUCAAAGCGUGAUCCGACCCAGAGGAGAUUGCGAAGGCCUUAGAAAUCAGCGGCGAGCGCAGCCUCAUCGACAACUUCUUCUCCUACCACGUGUAAUAAUCACGCGUGAUCCGGCCCAGAGGAGAUUCCGAAGGUCUUGGAAAUCAGCGGCGAGCGCAACCUCAUCGACAACUUCUCCUACCACGUGUAAUAAUCACGGUACACAAGUUUGAUUCAAACCUAAAAUGCAUUGUUAUGUUUAUGCUUUGUAUUUUUAUUAUGAAGUUUUGAUUUAUUUCCGUUGCAUGGUUUUGAUUUAUUUCAUGAUUAAGAAAGCAUAUUUCAUGUUAUAAACCUCAAAUCUAUGUUUUUUUGGUUUAUUUUUCUACUUUGUUUCAUACUUCCUUCAAAUGUGGAGAUUUACAUGGCUUUUUUUAUAUUUUGAUUUAUUUCAAACAUAUUUGUAACUAUGAUCAAUACUGUAAGAUCAAUGGCACCAUCUACACUUAACCAACAUAGGUCGGUUGCAGCCCUACAUCACGUCCCUACAAAGUUUCCUUUCGUGUUAUUUGAUGACGUUGAGAGCGAUGACUUACCAAAAUUUAAGAGUAUCGUAGCCAGAAUCGUUGUUAAGUUCCCUAGACGUCAUGACAGCCAACAUUUUAUUCUACAAGACAUCACUGGGUCAAAAAUAGAAGCAAUUUCAUACCGCGAUAAUGUCCAAAGAUUUGACACCUUACUCCAACAAGGAUCUACAUAUACAUUAUAUGGAGUGGCGUUCUAUGUAAGCUGGGGGCCGUAUCUAUUUCGGAAUUUCGGACAUAGGCUAGAAUUGACCUUGGCAUCUCGGACUGUUGUGGAACCAUUCCACUUGCCAAUUCAGUUCCCGUCUUAUCCAAAACAUCUUAUGCCAUUUCAUGAGGUCCUCCAACAACCUCAUAAGAGGUUUAUAGAUGUAAUAGGAAUUGUCAUUCAUUUGGCGCCGUUAGAGCACAUCGGUGGAAGGCCGUACAGAGAGGCCAUACUAAUGGAUUCCAGGUGGGAUAUAAUCGUCGUGGGUAUAUGGCCUGAACUGUUGCAAAGAAAUGCUCUACGGUGGGUGUUAGCUAGAGAAAACAAGAGCAUAAUUAUCGGAACUAUGCUGCGUCGUAACAAGCUACACAGAUGCUUGCAAACCUCGGACCAUAGCACUGUUGAAUUCGAUCCAGAUCAUCACACCACACAACGGUUGCAGACAAUUCGGCGCUCCAUGAUCCAAAAUCCGAGGAGUGCUUUAAUCAACAAUUAUCUAGAGAGGAGACGUGCUUAUCUGGCAACAGUGGUUCUGGAUGUGUAGUGUGAUAGCUUGUUACAUUAUAGGAUUUGAAGUUAUGUAUCAACUAAAGAUGGUCACAAUUAUUUGUAUUUCGCCGCUUAUGUAUUACAAACCGGCUCUUUGCUCUGUUGAAUUCGAUACGUAUAAUGUUAUCAAACCAUCGCAGUCAGAAAUAAAUUCUGUUAUCAUUCCUUGUAAGAUCUCAAAAAACAGCAAUAAAGCAUGAG